AUGGCUCUGAUUGGAAUCGCUGUGUUAAUAACUCCUGUCCCUUUGCUGGUCCAGCUGGCCCUGCUGAAGAUGAGGGUGGUGCUCCUGCUGCUCCUGGUGUCCGCGGGGAGCGUCGGAGCCGAGCCGGAGAAGGGCUUGCCCCGGCGCCUGUCGUGCGUGCGCUGCUGCGGCCCCUCGGAGCAGCCCGUGUCCAUCAUCUCCUCCAGGCACACCAGGAUGAGCAGCAACCCCUACCCUGUGCCCAAAGUCCAGCCCACCAUAGACAUCACCAUCCUCAAAGGCGAGAAGGGCGAGAUGGGAGAGAAGGGGUUCCCUGGAGCAGCUGGGAAGGAUGGAGAGAGAGGGCUACGUGGCCUGAACGGCAGGAAGGGCCAGAAAGGGCAGCCUGGCCCUCAGGGCCACUCCUGCAAGCAGCUCUUCGCCGCCUUCUCGGUGGGCCGGAGGAAACCCCUGCACAGCUCCGACUACUUCCAGCACGUCACCUUCGACACCGAGUUCGUCAACCUCUACCAGCACUUCAACAUGUUCUCGGGCAAGUUCUUCUGCUACGUGGCAGGCAUCUACUACUUCAGCCUCAACGUCCACACGUGGAACUUCAAGGAGACCUACGUGCACCUGAUGAGGAACGCGCAGCCCGCGGCCAUCCUGUACGCGCAGCCCAGCGACCGCAGCAUCAUGCAGAGCCAGAGCCUCAUGCUGGACCUGCAGGAGGGGGACGAGGUCUGGGUCAGGCUCUUCAAGAGGGAGAGGGAAAACGCCAUUUACAGCGAGGAGUCCGAUGUUUACAUCAUUUUCAACGGGCACCUGGUCAAGCCCGCCGUGGAGGAGUAG
Molecule: messenger RNA, 831 nt
Organism: Myiozetetes cayanensis
Lineage: Eukaryota; Metazoa; Chordata; Aves; Passeriformes; Tyrannidae
Gene: C1QTNF8
Product: C1q and TNF related 8
Exons: 2
Coding region: 1-831 (276 amino acids)
Molecular function (GO): protein binding
Source: RefSeq, a predicted model, not a curated record